AUGCCAACAAAUACAUUGACAGGUGUUUGUGAGAAUAAUGAUAUUGCAUCUACACCAGUAAAGGAGGACUUGACAUCCGUCACUGGUGCUCCACUUAAAUUGGUGGCUGCUCUAUGUGAGAGUUCCUUAUCACCCUAUACACUACAAUGGGGCUUCCUUCUCACCAAUGACAUGACCCUAUACUUCAAUCCUGUAAUGGUUUGCCUUACAGUCUAUGGGAUGACCUGGGUAUCACCUCAGAAUACUGUCACCACCAUCAUUAUCUCCAAAGAUACCAGUGUCUACCUCUUAUGUCCUACAUGCUUCCAACCUAAUACCAAUCAAGCAUGCUCCAAGUCCACCUCAUUCAAAUGUUCUUGCAAGUCUGGAUGGACUGGAGCUACAUGUGAUACAGAUAUCAAUGAGUGUAAAACUGGAGCUGCACAAUGUACACCGGAUCAGACAUGCAUCAACAAUAAUGGAAGCUACACUUGUGUGUGCCCUCCAAAUACAUUCCUAUCAGGUGAUGGUGGAUGUAUAAGUUUGAAGAAGGAUCCAUUCAUUACAAACACUUCAUCAUUAUCGGAGGAAGGUGGAAUGUUGACCAUUGUAGGUGGUAACUUUGGUAAUGAUACAAAGAUGAUCUCUGUCAAUGUUGGAUCAUACCAAUGUACAAAUGUCACAUUCCUCAAGACCAACGAAUCAAUCAUAUGUGGUCUAUCAAGACUCGAUCCAAUCAGUUAUAUAAUAUUUGUCAAAGUUAACCAAACAUCAUCCAAUGGCUACUACAUCACAAUACGUGCAUCUACACCCAUCCAAGACUUCUGUACCAACAACAAUUGUAGUGGAAAUGGUCUUUGUUCCCAAGGUUACUGUCAAUGUCUACCUGGAUUCACUGGUAGUCUAUGUGAACGAAAGACAUCAACAUCUGAUAUAAUACCAAGUGCAGACAUUCCAUCAAUGACAAUGGUAGUUGGUAAUGAGAGUUAUACAAUAUCAUUAGUAUCCGUUGAUGAGAUGUUGGAUACAGAUUCAUUAUACAAAUCAAUCAACUUGAAACAACAACGUUGGAAGUUAUCAACAACAUAUUCAAAGUGGACAUAUCAGACUUCAUUACCAAAUGGUGCCUUGAUCAAUAGUACUUUCGAAUACUUUAAGGACCCACUCAAUGUAACAUUUGGUAGACAAGUGAUUGUGAUGGAUGCUAACUCACUCAAAUUGUCAGUAUCCAUCUCCAACUGGACUUUCCAAUCACAAAUGAGCACUCUUACACUCAAUAUUGCAACUGAUGCAUCGAUCAACUCUUCAUCCACCUGCAUCAAAUCAAGUAAUACAUCAAUAAUGACACAACGAUCAAUUGUUGAUGGCAGGGAUGUAAUUGCAAGGAUCAAGACAAAGGUGGAUGGAUCAUUGUUCAUCUAUGGAAUGAGUGUACCGUACUUUUCAAUGAGUGCACUGUUCGAUCCUGAUUAUAGUGUAUUCUUAACAUUGGAUAGUGAGAAGGAUCAAUGUUCAACAAAGGUAGCCGAUGAAGACAUGUGGAAGAUAUUGACGGGUGCAAUCAUUGGAGGUAUCGUGGUGUUAUCAAUCGUCACUGCAGUCACUGUAUUAUUGAUCAAGAAGUACAAACAUGAGGAUGCCACCAAGAAGAUGCAUGCCAAGAUAUCAAACUUUACUGAUUCCAAUGAUAGUGGAUUAUAA
Messenger RNA from Acytostelium subglobosum LB1, 1680 nucleotides. RefSeq lists its product as hypothetical. The transcript is spliced from 3 exons. The coding region runs from base 1 to 1680 and encodes 559 amino acids. Gene Ontology annotation, molecular function: calcium ion binding. Gene Ontology annotation, biological process: sexual reproduction. The record is from RefSeq and is a predicted model, not a curated record. NCBI's taxonomy places the organism in Eukaryota, Evosea, Eumycetozoa, Acytosteliales, Acytosteliaceae.